GAAUGCAGCACUACAUCGUGUUGAAUUGUGGGAUACAGUGUCGCUAGCAAACAUGGCGGACGCGUUUGGAGACGGCUUGUUCAGCGUGUUUGAUGAUGAACAACAAAAUGCUACGAGCAAAAAAAUACUACCGACAGUGGCUCCAGAAACAGGACCUGUAAAUAAGAAUAGCUCAGACAAAGAUGCUGGACCUUCUCCUCGGCUCAAGAGGGAGGCAGACAGUGAUGGCGGGGAGGAGAUGGUGUUUACUAAGAAGUCUCGAAAUGAUGCUGGCUCUGCAAAUGAGUUAAAUCUUUCAGAAUUUAUGCCCCAGGUUAAAGUGGAGCAAGUUGAAACUGUGGAAGGAUGUUCCCAUGAGGUGGCUCUACCUGCCAGUGAUGAAUACAAACCUUUGAAACCUCGAGUGGGGAAAGCAGCAAAGGAAUACCCCUUUGUGCUUGACCCGUUCCAGCGUGAAGCCAUCUUAUGUAUCGAUAACAAUGAGUCUGUGCUUGUGUCUGCACACACCUCUGCUGGCAAGACUGUCUGUGCUGAAUAUGCCAUCGCUCUGGCCCUCAGAGAGAAGCAGAGAGUCAUCUUCACCAGCCCGAUCAAGGCCCUGUCCAACCAGAAAUACAGAGAGAUGUAUGAAGAGUUUCAGGACGUGGGUCUGAUGACGGGUGAUGUCACAAUCAACCCCACUGCCUCCUGUCUCGUCAUGACAACCGAGAUUCUGAGGAGCAUGUUGUACCGAGGCUCUGAGAUCAUGAGAGAAGUGGCCUGGGUUAUCUUUGAUGAGAUCCAUUAUAUGCGAGACGCAGAGCGUGGAGUGGUGUGGGAAGAGACCAUUAUCCUUCUGCCCGACAACGUACAUUACGUCUUCCUGUCAGCCACCAUCCCUAAUGCUCGUCAGUUUGCUGAGUGGAUUUGCCAUUUGCACAAACAGCCCUGUCAUGUGGUGUACACAGACUACCGUCCCACUCCACUGCAACAUUACAUCUUUCCAGCAGGGGGUGAUGGUCUCCACCUUGUGGUCGAUGAGAACGGAGACUUCAGGGAGGACAAUUUCAACACAGCCAUGCAGGUAUUGAGGGAUGCAGGGGAUUCUGGGAGCAGCAGUGGGGGCAAGUGGGACCCCAAAGGGCGCAAAGGAGGCACUAAAGGACCGUCCAGUGUUUUCAAGAUUGUGAAGAUGAUCAUGGAGAGGAACUUUCAGCCUGUGAUCAUUUUCAGCUUCAGCAAGAAAGAGUGUGAGGCCUACGCCCUGCAGGUAGCCAAACUGGACUUUAACAAAGAGGAAGAGAAGCGUCUAGUGGAGGAAGUGUUUAACAACGCUGUGGACUGUCUGUCCGACGAGGACAAGAAACUGCCUCAGGUGGAGCAUGUGCUGCCCCUGUUAAAGAGGGGAAUAGGUAUUCACCACGGAGGGCUGCUGCCCAUCCUGAAGGAGACCAUUGAAAUCCUUUUCUCUGAAGGCCUGCUUAAGGCCCUGUUUGCUACAGAGACAUUCGCUAUGGGCAUCAACAUGCCGGCCCGCACUGUGCUCUUCACCAGCGCACGCAAGUUUGACGGCAAAAAUCAUCGCUUUAUUACAUCAGGUGAGUACAUCCAGAUGUCGGGUCGUGCUGGCAGGAGAGGCAUGGACGACAGAGGGAUUGUUAUUUUCAUGGUGGAUGAGAAGAUGAGUCCUGCUGUGGGCAAACAGCUACUGAAGGGAUCGGCCGACCCUUUGAACAGUGCCUUCCAUCUGACCUACAACAUGGUGCUGAACCUGCUGCGUGUGGAGGAGAUCAACCCUGAGUACAUGCUGGAAAAGUCUUUCUAUCAGUUCCAACACUACAGAGCUCUGCCUGGUGUCGUGGAGAAGAUAAAGAAGCUGGAGGAGCAGUACCACAGCAUCGAGAUACCCAACGAGGAGAGCGUCAUCACGUACUUCAAGAUCAGACAGCAGCUGGCCAAACUGGCUAAAGACAUACAGGAGUUCAUCAACAAACCCAAGUACUGCCUGCCCUUCUUACAGCCUGGGCGUCUCGUCAAGGUCAGAAAUCAGGACCUUGACUUCGGCUGGGGGAUUGUCGUAAACUUCAGCAAGAAAUCUAAUGUGAAGACGGUUACAGAUGCAGACCCACUGUAUGUGGUGGAGGUUUUGCUCCACUGUAGUAAAGACAGUGUGAAAGAUGCUGCAACCGAGGCGGCCAAACCUGUGGCUCGAGGAGAGACUGGAGAGAUGCAGGUGGUCCCUGUGAUGCUCAGUCUCCUGACGUCCCUCAGCUCUGUUCGUCUGUACAUCCCCAAAGACUUGAGACCCUUUGACAACAGACAGCUGAUGCUGAAGUCUAUACAGGAGGUGCAAAAACGUUUCCCUGAUGGCCUUCCUCUGCUGGAUCCCAUAGAUGACAUGGGCAUCAAAGACCCCUCACUGAAGAAAGUCAUCCAGAAGGUGGAGGCCUUCGAGCAUCGCAUGUACUCCCACCCUCUGCACAGUGACCCAAACCUGGAGUCUGUUUAUUCUCUGUGUGAGAAGAAAGCUGUGAUCGCAGCAGAUGUGCGAACAGCCAAGAGAGACCUGAAGAAAGCACGCACCGUCCUGCAGAUGGACCAGCUGAAGUGCAGGAAGAGAGUCCUGCGGCGCCUGGGCUUUGCCAGUCCCUCUGAUGUCAUCGAGAUGAAAGGCAGAGUUGCGUGUGAAAUCAGCAGUGCUGACGAGCUCCUGUUGACAGAGAUGGUUUUCAACGGCCUCUUCAACGAUCUCACCGUAGAACAAGCCACAGCGCUUCUGUCCUGCUUUGUCUUCCAGGAGAAUGCCAGUGAGAUGCCAAAACUGACUGAACAACUGGCCGCACCUCUGAGACGAAUGCAGGAGUGUGCGAAGCGCAUCGCCAAAGUGUCUGCGGAUGCCAAGCUGGAGACGGACGAGGAGUCCUACCUGAACCAGUUCAAACCCCAUCUGAUGGACGUGGUCUUUGCCUGGGCCAACGGCGCCACAUUUGCUCAAAUCUGCAAGAUGACAGACGUCUUCGAAGGGAGCAUCAUCAGGUGCAUGCGGCGUCUGGAGGAAGUGCUGAGACAGAUGUGCUCUGCAGCCAAGGCCAUCGGUAACACAGAGCUGGAAAAUAAGUUCGCUGAAGCGAUAACGAAGAUCAAGAGAGACAUCGUUUUUGCUGCCAGUCUGUAUCUAUGAAGAGCUGAUGAUGAGAGGAAACGUCACUUCGUCAAUAGUCUCUCUUGUCCAGGACUGUAUCGAGGUCGAUAUUGUUCAACACUGUUCAAGUGUGUUUUGCAGAACUUUUUUUCUUCCCUUGAGAUAAUUCGUGGAAACAACUCUUUUGUAAGUCAAGGAUGUGCUUAGCAACAAAAAAACAAGUCGGGCUUUAAUUUUAUGAGAAAACUUAAAAUGACAACUAACACAAUCUUGAUGUUAUUGAUAAGCAUCAUUUCUGCUUCUUAUUAGACAUCUGUACAUACUUUGUAACACAUAUUUUCAAUAAAAGUCUGUAUGUCGACUUAUUUCUAACAUACAGAUUAUACAAAAAC
Messenger RNA from Cynoglossus semilaevis (tongue sole), 3513 nucleotides. RefSeq names its product Mtr4 exosome RNA helicase (gene mtrex). Gene Ontology annotation, molecular function: RNA binding; ATP binding; RNA helicase activity. The transcript is spliced from 27 exons. Bases 53 to 3160 code for a protein of 1035 amino acids. Gene Ontology annotation, biological process: maturation of 5.8S rRNA; RNA catabolic process. NCBI's taxonomy places the organism in Eukaryota, Metazoa, Chordata, Actinopteri, Pleuronectiformes, Cynoglossidae. Gene Ontology annotation, cellular component: nucleus. The record is from RefSeq and is a predicted model, not a curated record.